Homalodisca vitripennis (glassy-winged sharpshooter) is the source of this 6129-nucleotide messenger RNA. RefSeq names its product histone deacetylase 3 (gene HDAC3). The transcript has 4 exons. NCBI's taxonomy places the organism in Eukaryota, Metazoa, Arthropoda, Insecta, Hemiptera, Cicadellidae. Gene Ontology annotation, molecular function: histone deacetylase activity. The record is from RefSeq and is a predicted model, not a curated record. The coding region runs from base 194 to 1495 and encodes 433 amino acids.
UCACUAAUUUCAGUUUGUUCAUACUAUCUCAGACUCAGUUAAAUAUCUGCACUCUACAGCAAUGGGAGGGAUUAUCUCUGUUGUACUAUGUGCCGUUUGUUAAGUUAUUAAAUGAAAGUACAUUGACACGACUGACUGUUCAUUCUUUGGUACAUUUGAGCAACAUUGAAGAAUACUGUGAACGUAAAUAAAUAUGUCAAACAAAAAAGUUGCAUAUUUUUAUGAUCCUGAUGUUGGAAAUUUUCACUAUGGGCCUGGACACCCCAUGAAGCCACACCGAUUGUCAGUCAUCCACAGUCUGGUUUUGAAUUAUAAUUUGCACCAGAAAAUGGAGAUCUACCGACCGUAUCGAGCCACAGCUCUGGAUAUGUGCAGAUUUCAUUCUGAUGAAUACAUUGAAUUCUUGCAAAAGGUGACACCUCAUAACUUACAAGGAUAUACCAAGUUUCUGACACAGUGUAAUGUAGGAGAUGAUUGCCCUCUCUUUGACGGGCUGUUUGACUUUUGUUCCAUGUACACAGGCGCAUCUCUACAAGGAGCGACUAAACUGAACCACAACUCCUGUGACAUCGCUAUAAAUUGGUCUGGUGGAUUGCAUCAUGCUAAAAAAUUUGAAGCAUCUGGUUUCUGUUAUGUCAACGAUAUAGUUAUUGCUAUACUAGAAUUACUUAAAUACCAUGCUAGAGUGUUGUAUAUAGAUAUUGAUGUGCAUCAUGGUGAUGGUGUUCAAGAAGCCUUUUAUUUAACUGAUAGAGUCAUGACAGUUUCGUUUCACAAGUAUGGCAGCUAUUUUUUCCCUGGGACAGGAGAUAUGUAUGAAAUUGGAGCAGAAAAUGGCCGUUACUACUCUGUAAAUGUUCCACUGAAAGAAGGAAUCGACGAUGCCAGUUAUUAUCAAGUGUUCCAACCUGUGAUUCAGUAUGUAAUGGACUUCUAUCGUCCCACAGCUAUUGUUCUACAAUGUGGAGCAGAUUCAUUGGCAAAUGAUCGAUUAGGGUGUUUUUGUUUGACCACUAAAGGACAUGGCGAGUGUGUGAAGUUUGUACGAGAUUUAAAUGUUCCCUUAUUGGCAGUUGGUGGAGGAGGUUACACUCUGAGAAAUGUAGCAAGAUGUUGGACUUAUGAGACAUCUCUAUUAGUAGAUGAACCGAUCAGUAACGAAUUACCAUUAACAGAAUAUUUAGAGUUUUUUGCCCCUGACUUUACCCUUCAUCCGGAAAUGGUAACCCGACAGGACAAUGCUAACAGUAAACAGUAUCUGGAGACGAUAACAAAACAUGUGUAUGACAACUUGAAGUUACUACAGAACUCGCCCAGUGUUCAGAUGCAAGAUAUCCCUAAUGACGCCUUGCCUGACAUGGCUAAAUGUAAUUUGGAUGAAAAGGAUCCCGAUGUCAGAGUGACCAAGGAAGAAGAGGAUGCAAGGGUGGAACCUGUUAAUGAAUUUUACAAUGGUGACAAAGAUCAAGAUCAUGAGGAAAGCUCAGCUACGUAGAGCUGACAAUCCACGUGAUUCAACAAAUGGGUUAAUUUCUUAGGUUGUAAUCUGUGCUUGUUUUCGAAUCCAUCUUUACGUCUUUUAUUCCGUCAUAAUAUAGGUUCAAGAAUAUGAAGAGAUUAGUUGAAAAAUAUUAAUUGUAAUCACAACUUCCAUAGAGCUACAUCACAAUCUCAAUAAUAUGUUGUUUAUUUCUUUAGGCCAGUGUUUCUAAAGUUUAUCCCACAGCGUCUCUGUAUACAGUAAGCUUAUUCGUAAACAAUUUUUAAAAUUAUUUACUGCCUAGCUUUUAUUAUUAUAAGAAAGGUAUUUGUAACUAAUCAAAGGGAUGUGGAAUAUGUUAACCCAUGUAAUGGAUCUCUUUUGAACUACAAUUUACAUUUUAUUAUUCAAAUUUAAAAAGUAAUAUUAUAUUUUAGUUUGAAUUAACCCAUUGAGGUAGAUCAGAUGAUGCUUGUCCAGGACCAAUUGCCAAGAUACCCAUGUUGCAUGGUCUUCAUUUAACCUUGUACGAGGGUCACACUGAAAAAUUUUGAGAUUUGUGUAGAAGAUUUUGUGCUAGACUUCCAAACAUCAAAAUAUUUAUGAUUCUCAUUAUCAAUUUUGGCUUUUGAAGAAAAGCAACGACGACGGCACAAAUGUUUCUUCGCAUUGAAGAAUAGCCAGAAGUCAUUUAUCUAAUUCUAAAUUUAAAUUGCACCAAUGAUUAAUAAACCAUUUAAUUCAAUGGGAAUAUUAUUUCAACGCUGUUAUAAAAAGUAUCUUAUUGUAAAAAGCUGUGAAUGUUUGCACAUAAGUUAAUCGAAUCUGGUUAGCUUCCUUGACAUUGUGUAUGGAAUUUUUACUGUAGUUAAAGAAAAGCAAAUGUUAACAUACUCUUCCCCUUAUACCAGAAGCAUAUGCAUUUAUACAUAUUUCUUGAUCACUGAAAACAUCAAAAUCUAUUCAGCACCAGAUAUUAAUCUAAGUUGAAUUCCAAACCCCACAUAUGUAAUCAUUUUCUUUGUUAGUGGAACAGCAUAAUUCAAUUGUGGAACCAUAAAUAAAUUAGACCGGGAGUGAAUUAAAACGACCAGACUCAUAUUGACCGCAGAGACGUUUUAGUCGUAUGAUAUACUUUUGUCAUUGGGCCAAAUAUUUAACUAUAACAUUUGAAAUGUCUUAGACCGGAAGUAGAUUACAAUUGUUGGUAAUAGCCGCUUUUUGACCCAAUGAGAUCAUGAAAACGAACAUAUGUAUAUAUUUUAUAGAUCAAGUAAAUAAAUUAGACCGGAAGUGAAUUUAAUCAGACAGACCUGACUCUUUUUGACCGCACUAAUGUUUAAGUAGUACCAAGUUAUAUAUUUUUUUCAUCGGAACAAAGAGGCAAACUAUAACUGUUACUUGAAACAUUUUUGAUCGAAAGUAAAUUAAAAGAGCCGAAAGAAGACACUUUAUGAUCGAGUUGGUUUCCGUUGGUAUAUAUAUAUUUUCUUGAUCUGAGCACAAGGCAAACUCUACAAUAGUAUUGAAAAUAAGAAAGUAAAUUUAAUUAAGGAGACGGAACUUGCUUGAUUCUUUAUAACCAAAUCAGUUUAUUGAGACAGUAUGUAAAGGAAGUGUACUAAAUUAUGUAUCAACGAAGGAAUGACUUUUCUCUUCGAUAUCAGGACUGGUGAUCAAGUUGUGAACAUUUCCUUAAGAAAUUCAUUGCAGCAAAUAUAUUUUAUUUAUUAAAAGAACCUGUCAUAAAGUAAUAAACUGUUCUAUGUAAACAUUAUAAUAUUACAACACAAUCGUAUGUUUAAUUAUUUAAGUACCUUUUGAAAAGUAUUGCUAUUUAUGAAAACAUAGAGUAAGCAUAAAAGUAACAAGAACACCAAUAUAAUAUAAUCUAAGAUAAACUUUAUUCCAUUCGUAAACUGCACAGAAUGCUGUAUAUCGUUAUGUACUAUAUCACCAUUACUAUGCAUUAUAUCAUUAAUUGCUAUUGUCUUCAGUUUAAGGAUUCCUCCACACUGGCCUAAAACAGUUCAAUUAUUACUCAAAUCGUCAGAGCAAUUUCAUAAAUUAUCAUGGAAUGUUGGAGGAAAAUUAAAUAAAAACUGUUUCACUCUACCACUUCAGGGUCCAAGAACACUUUUUAAUAAACUUAAAUCUAAAAUGGAUCAGGAGAUUGGAAUAGCUUUCAGUGACUAUCAGUUAUCUCAGGAACGUUUGAAAUAACACGGAUAACUGCUAGUAUAUUUGUAUACUUUCAAUUGUGUUUUAAGAGUUUAUGGCCAUUUAUCAUACUUUUUUGUUUUAAUGCAGAACAACAUUAGGUAAAUACAAUUUUGUGGCUGAUAUACAACUAGUCACCAUUGGAAGUUACGGAAACCAAAUGUGUUUUAGUGUAAUUAAUAAUAGAGCAUUCACUGGCAGGUUCCGUAAUCUAAUUGCAGCCAUAAAUGACGUUCUUAAUUUUUCAGUGACUAAUGAAAUCCUUAAAUCGACAAAAUAUUUGAGUCUUAUCUUAUGCAGUAACUACUUAAAACUUGUAGAAAGUCAAAAGAAGUCUUGAUUGUUAAACAGCAGAGUUUGUCUACUAUUGUGCUCGAUCGGCCACUUUGGUCCUAGUGAUUUUGUGCACAAAGGCUCUAGAACACAAUAAACAAUUACUCUACACCAAUUAGAAACAAAAAUACUGCUGCAGCUGGAUAUGUCAUAGGACACUCAGACAUCAAGAUGGUAUCUUUUCCUGUGGACUGGACUGUGCUAUUUGCAAUCAACAGUGUAAAAUUUGCCAUUGAUACCAAGCUUGUGUUUUCAAAAAUUAUGAGUAUAUUCACUUAUGCUGCUUUACUCCACUUGAUCUUCUUAUAUUCAUAAAUAUUUCAAUGUUUAGGAACUAUUCAACUUUUUAUUAGUGAAACUUAAAUAAAUAUAUUUUAAAGCAUACACUAUGUAAAUGUUUAAAAACAACAAUCAAACAUAUAAUUUGAGUAAAAUCCUUUUGGUUUUGUUGAAAACAUUAUCAGACCCAAUGUAUGACAAUUGAGCCUUAUUGAAAAGAAUUGUUAUUAUGCUACUGCAUUCUUUGAUUUCAAAGUGUAAAAAUGAAAUAUUCAGUUAUAAGAAGAGCAUCUGCAUUACAGUACUUGCUGAGCUUGACCAAAAGAGUACAUGAACUCCCUAACAUGCACUUCCCAAGCCAUUUCAGGAAACCCUGGACUAGACUUCCAAAUAAUUUAAAAUAUAUAAUAAAAACUUAAUAGUAUAAUGUUAAUCCUUCAUUUUUUGUUGUGUUUAAAAAUACUUGAAAAAAUGCAGUACUGUGUAAAUGUUAACCUAAAAAAUCCAUGAUAUUCUCAUGCUUGAGUAUUCUAAGACUGAUGUGUAUAUACCUUGAAACUAAUAAUGUUUUCUGUAAAUUUUGUGUGACCUUAAGUAUAAAUAUGUGAUCGAUCACUUCAUAGCAUUGUUUUUUUAAUUCUUUUAACUGUAGUUUUUUGUCUGGAUAGUUUUAAUAUACUCAGACUCAAUUUCACAGUUACGACAUUCUUGUAUUCCAUAUUUCCUUUUUUUUUACUGUUCAUUCAAUUGAUUUUUUUCACUAUACCAAUCUUUUCAUGCUGUAAUUAAUUGUGCCCUAUCUGUAUUGAUGUCAAGCUAUAUUAAAACUAUUAAUCUAUUUAAAUUUAUUUAGUAUUCGUAUUCACUUUGUAUUAGUUGAUUAUUAUUGUUUAAAGAUUCAACUAAUGUUCUGGCUAAUGUUUUAUUGAGUAUGUCAUAUAGCAGAGUUUUACUGUGGUUUUUAAAAUUGGUUAAUCAGUAUGUACAAAAAAGAUGUCAAAGUAUUAUUUGAACUUUCAUAUUUUCUAUUUUACACAAGGGCUAUUGUUGAAGGAUUGAAUUAUUCUUGUUUCAGUCUUAUUUUAAGUCUUUCAUUUUAAUUAUUUAGUUAUUUUAAGAUUUUAAUUGUAAGUUGAUCCGCUGUGUAGGGUGUAACUGUUUCUUUUUGUUUUAAUGUAACUAGUUUUAUUUACUAUUAUGCUGUCAUUGAUCUCUGAGAUAAAGUAUAAUAUUAACUAAUCAAUUAUGUAGUCAGUACCGUUAAGUUAACUAUUAGUGGUCCUCUAUAAGUACCUCCAGUUAUAUUUGUAGUUAAAGUGCUACCUGAUAUUUAUCGUCAUCAGUACAUUGUGAGAAAGUAGGCCUAGUCUUUGAUAAAAACAAUACUUCUUCGAAACUGAAAAAGAGUUUUUUUUUUUAAGCUGAAACAAGAUAUUAAGAUAUAUUAUGAUAGUUUAAACCAGGAAGAUUACACAUUCUUUCUAGGUAUAGUUGAGAAUGCAAAUCUUAGCUUCACUUAUAUAUUGUUAAAUUUGUGAAUAAAAUUAACUCAGGAAUUAAGGAAACUGUUGUAUCUUCACAGAAAAAUACAGUUUAAAAAUUAGGUUGCUUAAAUACAGUCUCUAAUUGCCUCAGGGUUGGCUAUUUAUAGAGCAAGAACGGAUUGUAAUCCAUCCAUCAAUGUAGGUUUUAUAUUAUAAUCUGACAGAAUUUUAGUCCAAAAUUAUUUUAUUCAUUUGACGAAUGUCGCUGGUUUAGCCUUUCUUGCCAAAUCAUUCCAGUUAAUUUUUUUUUAAGAAAGGAUGACGUUUCAGCUC